Messenger RNA from Gavialis gangeticus (Gharial), 2356 nucleotides. RefSeq names its product abhydrolase domain containing 12 (gene ABHD12). Gene Ontology annotation, biological process: phosphatidylserine catabolic process; monoacylglycerol catabolic process. The record is from RefSeq and is a predicted model, not a curated record. Gene Ontology annotation, cellular component: endoplasmic reticulum membrane. The coding region runs from base 114 to 1271 and encodes 385 amino acids. Lineage: Eukaryota; Metazoa; Chordata; Crocodylia; Gavialidae. Gene Ontology annotation, molecular function: phosphatidylcholine lysophospholipase A1 activity; monoacylglycerol lipase activity. The transcript is spliced from 13 exons.
GGCCAGGCCUCACAGGGCCUGUCAGCGGCCGAGCCGCUGCGGCCGCAAUGUAGCGGAGCGCCCGUUGCCUUCGGAGCUGCUAGCUCGAGCCAGGCGCUGCCGCUGGCCGCGGGAUGAGAAAACGGAACGAGUCCGUGACUGUGAAGCAUGAGCGCCUCGCUGUCACCCCGCCGCCGCCCCAGGCUGCCGGCUGCAACUUGAGGCACAGCCUGCGCCUGCCUGGCGGCCCCGCCCGAGACGCGGGCAUGAAGCGGCCGCUCGGCAGGCGUUAUGGAUUAUGGUUCCGAUUACGGAAGUUAAUAAUCUGGUUGGUGGGAGUGUACAUAGCCAUUCCAUUCCUAGUAAAACUUUGUCCUGUUAUUCAGGCAAAGCUGGUCUUCUUAAAUUUUGUGAGGGUCCCAUAUUUCAUUGACUUGAAAAGACCACAGGAUCAAGGUUUAAAUCACACCUGUAAUUAUUAUCUGCAGCCAGAGGAGGAUGUAACUAUUGGAGUCUGGCACACAGUCCCUGCAGCAUUGUGGAAGGAUGCUCAAGGAAAGGACCAGCCAUGGUAUGAGGAUGUUUUGGGUUCCAACUAUCCUAUAAUCCUUUACUUGCAUGGAAAUGCAGGAACCAGAGGAGGGGAUCACCGUGUGGAACUCUACAAGGUGUUAAGUUUCCUUGGUUACCAUGUAGUCACAUUUGAUUAUCGAGGGUGGGGAGAUUCAGUAGGCACUCCUUCCGAGAGAGGGAUGACCUAUGAUGCCCUCCAUGUGUUUGACUGGAUAAAGGCAAGAAGUGGAGACAAUCCUCUCUAUAUAUGGGGGCAUUCCUUAGGCACUGGGGUUGCAACGAACUUAGUGAGACGCCUUUGUGAACGAGAAACUCCUCCAGAUGCCCUUAUCCUGGAAUCGCCAUUUACUAACAUACGUGAGGAAGCAAAAAGCCAUCCAUUUUCAGUGAUAUACAGAUACUUCCCUGGGUUUGACUGGUUCUUCCUUGACACCAUCACGAUGAGCGGAAUUAAAUUUGCAAAUGAUGAGAAUGUAAAAUACAUUUCCUGUUCACUGCUCAUCCUCCAUGCUGAAGAUGACCCCGUUGUACCAUUUCAUCUCGGAAAGAAGCUUUACAACUUGGCUGCAACAUCACGGAGCUUCCGGGACUACAAAGUGCAGUUCGUUCCUUUCCACACAGACCUAGGCUACCGGCACAAGUACAUCUACAGGAGUCCAGAGCUACCUCGAAUACUGCGGGAAUUCCUGGGGAAAUCUGACCAUGGGCAUCAUCACUGAGGACCGGCUGAUUGGUAGCACUAAAGCUUUCUUUUCUGUUUUGGGGGGUCAGUCUGCCUUUCUUUCACCCCCUAUGGAAUUCCUAUGGUAGUCCUGAUGUGUACCCUUGGAAACCCAGAUUCCCAGCAUCAGCAUUUGAGAAGGUAGAGGAAAGAAGAGAAGUUAGUUAUCUUCUGUGUUAACAUGGACAGGAAACAAAUCCCACGCAGCAAUACCAAACAGUUAAAACUUGAGCACAACAGAGACUUACCAAUACAGAAUAGCUAACCCAUGUAGACAUUCCUAGAAAUUGUGCAUCAGGACCAAUGGCCUUUUUUCAGUUUUUUGAACAGCAGUGGACUGAGAUACCUACACAAGGGUGGCUGCCACCAUCUCUCUCUGCCAUGCUUGUCUGGCUUGAGUUCCAGUGGUUUUCCUUUAGAAGAAGAAACACGUUUAGUGCGUUUUAUUUUUCAAAGGUUAUAAUUAGAAACAUGCUGAGAAUCCUGGGGAGAACUGGUAUUUUAUUGAAAUCACUUCUAGAAUCCUAGAAUCAGUAUUGCAAAGGUGUCUGAAUCAUUGGCAGAAAAACCCAAUUUUGAAAAAAACCAAGAGCAAAGUCAGCUGUAUUUCCUAAGAAUCCUUAGAUCCCUCUUGCUUCUUUUCUGCCCCCUGAGCCCUGCCUUUGGAGCAUCUCUUCUGCUCUUAUGUGCUUAAUGUCCCCUCACUCCUUCCUAGGCAUCUCUCUGAAGAGUCCCAAUCCUGAUAUCUCCUAGGCAGAUUUACUACAUGCUGUAGACUUUAUUUUGCAGGCUUCUUGUUUGUCUGAGUUCCCCCCUCUCUUAACAGUCCAGGUCUAGAACAUGCCAGACUUUCUUAAUGGUGGUGGUGGUGACAUGUCUUCCAUUCUCCUGUGACACACAGAGACACAAGCACUUUCUUGGGCAGGAGGCAGUGAUUCAGGCUCCUGCAUGUUUUCUCCUCAGACACUCAUGCAUUUUGUAGCUCUUCUUGGCAGAGACAAAGAGCGAGGUGGCCUUUCUAGCUCCUUUAGGCAGUGCAAAUCAUGCAUAGCUAAAAGCAAGCAGCAGUAUAUGGUUAGCCAG